Darwinula stevensoni is the source of this 390-nucleotide messenger RNA. Lineage: Eukaryota; Metazoa; Arthropoda; Ostracoda; Podocopida; Darwinulidae. The record is from the annotation of a GenBank genome assembly.
AUGAUGCACAAAUCCAGUUCUGUUACACGAUGUGAAAACCGUCUAUCAGAGAAGGAAUUUGGCGUUGAGACAAGGGCGAUUCAAGCCGACUUCACGAAGCUAGGCAUCUACGAGGGGAUAAAGGAGAAGUUGGUAGGCCUGGACAUCGGGAUCCUCGUGAACAACGUGGGAAUGGCAACGAGAAUCAGCCCGUUCCUAGAUGUCCCGGACGGAGAGAAGACAUAUCAGGACGUACUCCUAGUCAACAACAUGUCAACGGUGCGGAUGACCCACGUGGUCCUCCCUGGGAUGGUCGAGAAGAGAAAGGGGAUCAUCGUCAACGUCUCCUCCAUUUCAGACAUCUCCCCGGUUCCUCUCACAGCAACUUACUCCGCAACGAAGAUAUUUUAA